CUACCAGUUGAGUCCAUAAACUCUAGCACACACAGCAGACGCGCAACGAUGUGCGCCGAGCGGUUGGAGCCAGUCUCCCUGCAUUGCCAAUUUCAUUGAACCGAGGACUGCAUUGUUACCAUUUUUGAAGACCCAAGUUAACCUUUUAUUCACAACAUUUCUUCCUUUUCGUCCUUGUCUUGUCUUUUCAAUAUGUGCUGAUAUUGAAGGGGAGAGGGGAAGGUAGAAUGGGCGAAACCCUCUGGUUCCCUGUGUAACUCUGGAAAUGGAUCCGACGUUCUCGCAGGGAGACAAAGACAAUGAGAUCCGUCUGGAGGGGAUGAGGGAUGGGGCUGGCUUCAUGAGGAUGCCAGAGCACCCCCUGUGGGAGUCCCGUAGCCUAGCCGCCCAGCACCUCUCCUCCUGGAUGACGGAGGGUGAGCCCUUCACCUCUCCUCUCUCCCUGCUGCACUCUGCCGGAGGACAGCGCCUCUCCUCGUCCUCAUCAGUGGCCGCUACUGCCCUUGUCGCCGCCAUGACCCUGGAGCAGAAGACCACCUUCGCCCUGGUCCUCUUCCUCUUCGGUGUCCUCCUCAUCCUAAUCGUGCGGUGCUUUCGCAUCCUGCUGGACCCCUACCGCAGCAUGCCCACCUCCACCUGGGCAGACGGCCUGGACGGGCUGGAGAAGGGCCAAUUCGACUAUACACUGGCAUAGGGGGUUGGGCGUCCAUGUACUGUAUACUGUACACACACACACACACACACACACAUGAAUAUGCAGAAUGGCUGCAUUCACCUUGGCUGACGGUCUGGAUGGGCUAGAGAGAAUGGUCAGUUUGAUCACACGCUGUGGUGUAAGGACACAGACCAACAUGCAUUGUAUGUCAUGAAAUACACACACACAAUACACACACACAUGUGGUUGUAUCCUCCUGGAUUCAGAGUAUGCAUGGGCAAGAGAAGAACCAGGUUUAACCACACACACACACACACACACACACACUGCAGUGUGGUUGCAUCCUUCUGGGUUCACUUUCUCCCACUUGUUUACACCGUAGACAGCUAAUGUCACUCACACACACUGACACAAGAGGCCACCUGGGGCUCCUUCAGUGCCUCACUCCUACAGGGUAGUUCUCAUCCUCCUCCGUGUCCUCCUCACCGUUCAAGUUGACAACAAUGUCAGUGCUAUUUCAACCCUCCUCCUCGUAAUACCUCACCAUCCGAGUCAAGAACUAAACUAUUUCAACCCUCCUCCUCGUAAUACCUCACCAUCCGAGUCAAGAACUAAACUAUUUCAACCCUCCUCCUCGUAAUACCUCACCAUCCGAGUCAAGAACUAAACUAUUUCAACCCUCCUCCUCGUAAUACCUCACCAUCCGAGUCAAGAACUAAACUAUUUCAACCCUCCUCCUCGUAAUACCUCACCAUCCGAGUCAAGAACUAAACUAUUUCACCCCUCCUUCUCAUAAUACCGCACCAUCCGAGUCAAGAACUAUGCCAACGCUAUGUCAACCUGUGCUGUCGUAGGCUGCUAAGUUAUUCAACCUUGUACUAAAGGAACAUUUGAAAUCUUCUACUGUCCUGGAGGAGUGUUGUUGUUGAUAUAUGUAUGUCCCAGAAAUGUGUGUUCAGAAUGUUAAAUGCUGAAUGCUGACCUAACAUAUUAUUAUGGUGAUCGUUUUGUCAUUUUAUAGUCAUUGCUCAUAAUUGACUUAUGUUAAUCUAUUAUAGAAGGACGUAUUUACACAAUCAGGGAAUUCGAUUUAGGAUGAGAUUAUUUUCAAUGGCCAAAAACAAGCAUUCCUCAUCUUGUUUUUAUAGCUCAAUAAUUUGAUAUUGUUGGUAUAGAUUGAGAUAAUAGCUGAUAUCAUUUGACCCAGUCUGCAGAUGGCUAGAAGGGAGACAUAAAUGUACAUAUUAUAUCUAUCUAUCUAUCUAUCUAUCUAUCUAUCUAAGCACUUCAAGUCAACGCAACAAUAUAUUAAAACUAUCAGAUGUGGUUUUUCCUAUGGGAAACCUGGGUUCAGAUCUUACCUGUGACACAAGUUUGUUCCUAUCAAUCAGAUACCUGUUCCUAAAGAUUACCUGCUGUCCCCACUGCAGAUCCCCACUGCAGAUCCCCACUGCAGAUCCCCACUGCAGAUCCCCACUGCAGAUCCCCACUGCAGAUCCCCGUACGCUCCUCUUCUUUGUUUUCAGACCUCAGAAGUAGUCUAAUAUCAAGAUGUGUGCAUGUGUUGGGUAAAUUGGUUUUUCUUCAAAUAUCUGACUAACUUAGAUUUUUGAGUGGACUAACACUUUGACACUAUAUAAAAUGUGGAGAUUUAUGUGUAAAAUGUAAUGAAAUACUGUAGGUGGCAACAACAGUGUGUUUGGAUAGGGCUCUACAGUUGAAGCUGUCACUUUCAUUUAUAAUCAACUGCAUGCAACUUAGUUGCUGAAAGUAUUUUUAGUAAAUGUGGUUGUUGGAUCUUGCAUGGGAUUCAGAGCAGUUGACACUUGAUAAAUCAAAAUGAUUAGAUUGCUUAGAGUUUGAACAUAGGGGACUAUCCAAAUAAAGUGUCACCAAGUAAUUAAAUCCUGGCCCGGUAAUCCACAAACCCAAGAAUACGUUGUACAACAGAUAUUUGCUCUCUUGUGACAUACAGAGUGUACUUGCUUCGAUUCAAAUGAACGUGUUGUUGGUAAAAAAUCACUUCUGUUACAGAAGGCAGGCUAUGUCCACUAACUGUGUCUCACCUGAGUGUGUUGCAGUGACCAGGGUACUGUUCAAAUAACACUCACUCCUUUUUCAAUACUGACAUUGGAAGGAAUGGCCUUUUCAAGCUGUGAAGUACAACUCAUAACUCAGUCACUGGAUCAGCUCAUGUAAAGUCUAUGUAAAUAUGCAGGGUUAUAGUGAUGAUUUUGUGGCAAUUGCAUGUAGUGGUCAGUCAGAAUCUUGUGGAGCAACAGAACCUUUAAAAUGUAAAAACAACCCCUUCCUUCAAUGUGAUAGAAUGACGAUGAAUAAAGUGUUUCC
Oncorhynchus tshawytscha (Chinook salmon) is the source of this 3004-nucleotide messenger RNA. Its product is annotated as cortexin-3. The transcript is spliced from 2 exons. The record is from RefSeq and is a predicted model, not a curated record. NCBI's taxonomy places the organism in Eukaryota, Metazoa, Chordata, Actinopteri, Salmoniformes, Salmonidae. The coding region runs from base 266 to 694 and encodes 142 amino acids.